Messenger RNA from Saccostrea cuccullata (small rock oyster), 1946 nucleotides. RefSeq names its product 3-ketoacyl-CoA thiolase B, peroxisomal-like. Gene Ontology annotation, biological process: fatty acid beta-oxidation; phenylacetate catabolic process. Gene Ontology annotation, cellular component: peroxisome. The record is from RefSeq and is a predicted model, not a curated record. Lineage: Eukaryota; Metazoa; Mollusca; Bivalvia; Ostreida; Ostreidae. Gene Ontology annotation, molecular function: acetyl-CoA C-acyltransferase activity. The transcript has 12 exons. Bases 122 to 1402 code for a protein of 426 amino acids.
UUCCUAUUUAUUGGACUUCGAACAGGCGACGACAGAACGGUCAAAAUCUAGACUUUUGGCCCAGAAAAUGAACUCUGCUGUCCCAUUUUGACUGGUAUUGAGUUAUAGACUUGUUUAAGACAUGGAGCGGCUUCAAGUAACAUUCGGACAUCUGUCCACCACAGCAUCACAGAGUGACCAGCAAACAGUUCUGACCUGUGAAACAGCCGCAAAAAGGUUCCCCGACAGUCCAGAUGAUGUCGUAAUUAUUUCUGCUCGUAGGACACCGAUUGCUAAAGGAAAUAGGGGAUCAUUUAAGGAAACAUUUCCAGAUGAUCUACUUGUACCAGUAUUUAAAGCUGUUCUACAAGAGGCCAAUGUUGCACCCCAGGACGUCCAAGAUAUCUGUGUGGGAAAUGUUGGUGAUCCCAGACCAGCUGUUUCAGCCAGAACUGGGCAGUUCUUCAGUGGAAUACCAGAAACGACCCCUAUACACUCUACAAACAGACAAUGUUCCUCUGGAUUACAGGCUUGUAUGAAUAUAGCAGGUGCCAUAAAAACAGGUCAGAUUGACUUAGGAAUUGGAGCAGGAGUGGAAUCUAUGACGAUGCACAGAAACACGGGUUCUACAGUUCCAAUAAACCCAGCAGUGUUUGACCACGAUCUUGCCAGACAAGUUCUCAUCCCUAUGGGGAUAACAUCUGAGAAUGUUGCAGAGAAGUAUGGAAUCACCAGAGAAGAACAGGAUAAAUUUGCUCUGCUAUCUCAACAAAGGGCAGGAAAAGCACAACAGACGGGGGCCUUCAACAGAGAAAUUGUCCCCGUGACAACCAAGGUCACAGAUAAAGAUGGAAAUGAGCAAACUAUCACUGUCACUAAAGAUGAAGGGCCCAGACCCACAACACUAGAGAAACUGCUGAAACUGAAGCCAGCUUUUAAAGAGGGAGGAUCCACUACUGCAGGGAACUCCAGCCAGGUAAGCGAUGGAGCAGCUGCCGUACUUAUGGCCCGGAGGUCAGAAGCCAAACGGCGAGGGAUGAAGGUAUUCGGGGUGAUCCGAGGCUACGCUGUGGUGGGCUGUCCCCCAGAUAUAAUGGGCAUCGGACCAGCUGUGGCUAUUCCAGAGCUUCUCAGAAAGACAGGUUUAACUAUUGAUGACAUUGAUGUUUUUGAGAUCAAUGAAGCGUUUGCCAGUCAGGCCUUUUACACUGUACAGAAGCUGGGAAUUCCCUCCGAGAAAGUGAACCCAGUAGGUGGCGCUAUAGCUCUGGGUCACCCAUUGGGCUGUACUGGGGCCAGACAGAUUGCAACACUCCUACAUGAGUUAGAAAGAAGAGGAAAAAGGGCCUUUGGUGUGGUCUCUAUGUGUAUGGGGACAGGAAUGGGGGCGGCCUGUCUGAUUGAGUACCCAGGCCCAGCCUAACAGGUGCUUGUGGAGGAGGUGGGGCUUAGGAGAGAGAGGAGGAGCUUGUAAAAGGAGGAGGAGUCAGGGGGAGGAGCUUGUGAAAGGAGGAGGCAUCUGUGAUAUUUAUCAAAGAAAUCCUCAUAUACUUGGGAUUUUCCUUGGACAAAGACAUUCUACAAUCUUGUAUUUUUAUUGGCCAUCAUAAGAACAAUGAACAGGGAAAAAAAUUGGUGCUGCAUUUUUAAUUGAUGUUAAAUUUGUGUACUGAUACUUUAUUUUUGAUGUAAAUUUAUAUAUGCAGAUGAUAUAAUGUUAUUUAUAUGCUUGAUUGGAAUUAUAUAGUCAUUUUACAGUGGGUUAAAUCAAAUAACUGAAUGAUUAAGACAGGAUUUUGAUUCGCAAUUCAAUCAUUCUUAAAAACUAGAAAUCAAUCCGAGUCUUUAAAAUAUAAUCAUUACUAACAAUAGUUCAUGUUUAAUUUGUUUUUAAUUUAUUUGUCAUGUAACAUCAAUCAUCAUUAAUCAUGAUAUGUUUUCUUACUUAAUAAACUAUUCAUUCCAGA